Amphiprion ocellaris (clown anemonefish) is the source of this 2238-nucleotide messenger RNA. It is a transcript of the gene odad3, whose product is annotated as outer dynein arm docking complex subunit 3. Gene Ontology annotation, biological process: outer dynein arm assembly; cilium movement. The coding region runs from base 91 to 1740 and encodes 549 amino acids. The transcript is spliced from 13 exons. Lineage: Eukaryota; Metazoa; Chordata; Actinopteri; Pomacentridae. The record is from RefSeq and is a predicted model, not a curated record. Gene Ontology annotation, cellular component: cilium.
CCUGCCGGAGGUCGUCAUUUGGUCAAGCUAAAGCUGAAACGAACAUACUCUAUUUUCACUAAUUGGGCCCAAAAAUAGUACAGUAUAAUAAUGGCACUCAGUGCUGACACAACAAAACCUCCGCUACGUGACCAAAUAACAGAGCUUCAGCGUAAAAUCCAACUACUGGAGGGCGACAGAACUGCAUACCAUGAGAGCACCCAGUCCACCAUCAAGAAGAACGUAACGGCCAUCCGCCAGCUGAGGCAGGACAACAAAAGGCUGUUGAGAGAACUGGCAGAAGCUAAUGCUGGUGAUGAACACAUCAUUAAAGUGGCCUUUCAUAACAGAGCCUUGGAGAAGGAUGGCUACCGCAACAUGUCAGGAAAUGAGGCUCUCGCAACUCUAGACUACAGGGUGCUGUCCAAGAGGAAGCGUCUGAAUGCCCUAAAAGCCACCACCCAGUCCUACCAGUGCCGCCUUGGCGAGCUGAAGAAGUACCAUGGAGGGAAAUCAGUGGGCAGCAGUGCAACGGCGUCUACUGAUGCUUUCACUCACAAGGGAGAGGAAGAGGCCAUGAAUCUGCGUGCGCUGGAGAACAGUCUGGAGAAAACUCGGUUUAAGUGCAAGGAGGCUAAGAACAUCAUGAGUAACUAUUUAAAACUCAAAAGUCACUUACAGGAUGAGAGUCUGACUUUUGAGGGCCAGUUGGACAAUCUGGAGGCCGAAAUCCUGAAGCACAGAGAGGAGUAUCAAAACCUGCAGGCCAUGAAUAAAGAUGCUCAGCUCUUUGAAAAAGCAGCUAAGGCCGAGUUGCAGCAGCUGGAGGCAUUGCUCUACAAGGAGCGUAAGGAAAGAGAGCGUCUCAAAGCAAGCUACAUGAAAAAGGCUGAGGAGCACAAAGCCCAGGCUGAAAAAGUCGAUAGGAGGGUCCAGAGAACAAUUAUCCAGCCAGAUGAACUUAGCAGUGAAGCCCCACACAGCACCACCAGGAUGGCAGGAGAAGAGGAAAAGCCAAUGUCUACCUUUGAGGAGGCCUUCAGACGCCUGAAGGAGACCACCGGGGUCACAAAUUCACAGGAGGUAGAAGACCGCAUUACCACCCAGAGGAGGACACACCAGCAUCUGGAGAAGCUGAAGGGAGAGAACGAGGAGGUCCUGCUGCAGCUGAAGCAGCAGAAGGAGCUUCUGAACCAACAGUUUGAAAAUAUAAAGUAUUCAGGAGAGGCUAAAUUCUCCAGUGACCAGCAGAUUUUGGAAGAUUGUGAGCAGCAACUCCAGGCUCAGUUGCAGAGGUGUAAUGCAGGCAGAGAGCGCCUGGAUUGGCUUGUGAAAACCUUCAGCACUGUCCGAGCCGCCGUUGAGCACCUGACAGACAAACUGAAACACAUCGCAGUGAGUGUGGAUGCAGUUGCUGAAGUACAUCCAGACUGUGAUGAAUUUGUGGUGGAGCUGAUGACCCAGUGGGAGCCUAAAUUACAGGUACUGCAACAGGAGCUUCAAGGAAAGGAUCUGGCUGCCAUUAAGAAGGAAAUGGAAGAAGAGGAGUUCACUGUCAGGAUUGAAGAGAAACUGCCAGAGUACAACACUCGAGUCAGACUACCUGAGGAUGAAGCAUUGGACCUCUUCACUGAUGAGGACAGGAGUGGAGAGGAAGAGGCUGACAUCGUCUCACGGGAGGCACUGAAACGUCAGUCUCAGCUGAUCGUCGACUCCAACUCCAAGAGGAAGUCCUGGAAGAAGAAGAAGGGCAAGUUCUGAUCCAGCCGUCUCAAGAGUGAUGGAAAAUAAAUGCUCUAAACCAAAGACUGACUCUAAAAUGGCCUUGUUGUACAGUACGGUGACGACAAAGAGCCUUAAUGGACUUCAAAGGUUUCCCAUUGUAAUUAGGUUUCACCUCAACAAUUAUUUGUGGUAUGUGUCUUAGCAGGUGUGACAAAGAAUCUUAGCACAUUGUUGGCUGUAAACACAAAUGAAAACACAUUUGUUGACAUACUGAAAAAUGAGCACAAUUUGUCAUUUCAUAGAUGAUAUUUAUGAGUUGAUGUAUUUGUAUCUAAUUGUACGGGUGUCUUUGUUUAGACAACAGCAAUGAUCUCUGUCACUGUUGCACAAACACUUGUUUCUCCACCUGCUUUGCACUGAUCACAUUUCACCCUCUGCCUCAUGGGAAUGCAAUAAAAAACAAGCAAAGCAUUUCUUUCCCUUCUUUAUUUCUAAUAUAAUAAAUAGCUGGAUGAUACCGGCAGAAACUGAUAA